This is a messenger RNA of Ficedula albicollis (Collared flycatcher), 1242 nucleotides long. It is a transcript of the gene TSPAN10, whose product is annotated as tetraspanin 10. The record is from RefSeq and is a predicted model, not a curated record. Gene Ontology annotation, cellular component: membrane. NCBI's taxonomy places the organism in Eukaryota, Metazoa, Chordata, Aves, Passeriformes, Muscicapidae.
UCCUGCCGCCGCGCUCGUUAUUUAGUUCCGCACGCAACCCCCUCGGAGGGGCUCCGCGGUGUUGGAGGAAGGGAUCGGCUCCAGCUGUGGAGCAAGGGCGGAUCGAGGCCAGCUGUGGCCGUGGGUGGGUGGGGGCAUCGUGCCCAGCUGUGGAGCGGCACGCACAGCCUCAUUUAAGCCCGCCCGCAGCCCCUCACAUGAUGGGAGUGUGACGGGUCCUGGCACGAGGUAACGGCGAUGGCGCUGAGCAGAGUCCGUCUGUUCCAGCCCCGUGGGGAGGGCACCCGGCUGCUGCCCCAGGCAUCCAGGCUGGCGGAGCUGCCCUACUCCUCCUUUGAUAACGAUGAGGAUGACGACACAGCCGAGCAGGAUCCCGGGGUGUGGUACCCCGACCCCCCCAAACUGAGCCCCUUCAGCCACUGCGUGCGCUACCUGGCCUUCCUCUGGAACCUCCUCUUCCUCCUGCUGGGGCUGCUGACCCUUGCUGUGGGGGUCUGGGGGCUGCUGGCCAAGAGCCCCCUGCCCGGGGGGGUGCCCCUGAGCUCGGACCCCAUGCUGCUAUUCGUGCUGGCGGGGCUGGGGGCCAGCGCCGUGUCCCUGGCUGGUUGCCUGGGUGCCUUCCGAGCCAGCCCCUGCCUGCUGCGCUUCUUCCUGGGUGCUGUGCUGGCGUUUGGGGGGCUGGAGGUGCUGGGGGGGCUCCUGCUGCUGGCUCCGCUGCUGCUGGCGCGGCGGCGGCUGCGGGACGCGCUGCGGGACCUGCUGCUGCUCUGCCUCCUGCGCUACCAGGAGGAUCCCGACCUGCAGUUCCUGGUGGAUGAGGUGCAGCGGAGCCUCCAGUGCUGCGGCCUCGAGUCCUACCGCGACUGGGAGAGCAACCCGUACUUCAACUGCAGCGCCCCGGGCGUGCAGGCGUGCGGCGUCCCUGCCUCCUGCUGCCAGGACCCGCUGCAGAACGGCUCCGUGCCCAACAUCCAGUGUGGAUUUGGGGUGCUGGGGCUGGGGCCGGGGGCAGCAGGGGCCGUGGUGCACGCGGGGGGCUGCGGGGCCGCGCUGGGCGCGUGGCUGCGGGGCCAGGCUGGCACCAUCGCCACCGGGGCCGCCGUCCUGCUGCUGCUGGAGGCCGUGGGAGCGCUCAUGGCGCUGAGGGUGCUGGGGGAUAUCACGGCUGUGAGGGUGUGGGAGUGAGGGCAACGUGGGGAUUGGGAUGUGCAGAGGGUUGGUUUGGUCCCAAAUAAACUUUGU